This is a messenger RNA of Cajanus cajan (pigeon pea), 1263 nucleotides long. The record is from RefSeq and is a predicted model, not a curated record. Lineage: Eukaryota; Viridiplantae; Streptophyta; Magnoliopsida; Fabales; Fabaceae.
AUGAAAGCAAAUUCAGUGACAUCAUUUGUAUUAUUGGCAGUACUAGUUCUUUUGCUCACACUGUCUCUUGUUGCUGAAACUAAAACCUCUCCACAAAACCACACACAUGAAGCAGAACUAAGAGGAGAUAGAAAAAGCAGAAGAAACAAACACAGUGGAGGAAGAAGAAGGAGAGGAUCAUCAUCAUCAAAGUGUGAUCCAUUUUACUUAUUUCUAUAUGGAAGAUGUGGCCAUUGGCCUUUUCCUACUUUCACAUGCCCUCAAAACCCUUUUGACCAAACACCAACACCAUCAUAUUCAUAUCCUUAUUUUCCACCUCCACCAAUAACUUACACUCCAAGAAUCUCACCACCACCACUUCAAUAUUUUCCACCACCUUUAUUACCUCCACCACCACCGUCACCACCACCACCACCACCUCCACCACCAUCACCACCACCACCGUCCCCACCACCACCAUCGCCACCACCGCCUUCGCCACCACCUCCAUCACCACCGCCGCCAUCUCCACCGCCGCCAAUAGCGUGUCCACCUCCGCCUGUUCCGCCGUGCUGCCCUUUACCACCACCUGUUACGCCGUGCUGCCCUCUGCCGCCGGCCUUACCGCUACCUCAGCCGCCACCGUUGGUUCCGUCGCCGCCGCCACCUGGGCCUACGUUGAUAAUUCCGCCACCUCUUGCCCUUCUUCCUCCGACGCCUGAAAUACCAACGUUUCCGUGGCUAUCACCUCCCAACCCCUUCGUCACAGCACCACCAUUGGUUCCAGUGUUUUCUACGCCACCGGUUUUCACUGCGCCGCAGACGCCGGAUAUUUUGUUGCCGCCGCCAUUGGUCCCCGACGUGCCACCGGCCUUCACCAUGCCGGACGACCCGCCGUCUUUUAUCAUGCCCACUACGCCGGAUAUUUCCCUGCCGCCGCCGGAGCUUCCGGAGGAUCCACCGUCGUUUAACAUGCCCACUACGCCGGAUGUUUUCUUGGCACCACCGGAGCUUCCGCAAGACCCGCCGGAGCUUCCACAAGACCCGCCGGAGCUUCCACAAGACCCACCGGAGCUUCCGCAAGAGCCUCCGGAGCUUCCACAAGACCCACCGCAGCUUCCGCAAGAGCCUCCGGAGCUUCCACAAGACCCACCGGAGCUUCCGCAAGAGCCACCGGAGCUACCGGAGCUUCCGCAAGAGCCACCGGAGCUCCCUCAAGAUCCACCGGAGCUUCCACAAGAGCCACCGGAGCUUCCAGAUGAGCUACCGUCUACCGGAGAAUGA